This is a messenger RNA of Camellia sinensis, 3218 nucleotides long. The record is from RefSeq and is a predicted model, not a curated record. NCBI's taxonomy places the organism in Eukaryota, Viridiplantae, Streptophyta, Magnoliopsida, Ericales, Theaceae.
AAACUCUCAACCCAAUUGACACUCCAAACAUAAUUGAAGCCUUCAACAUAGAAUAGGAAACAUGUGUUUUUCGUUCGCGGAUUAUGAUUAAAAAUGACUUUGAAACUGCAACCCUCCUAUUAGACUUUUGUGUUUUCCCAAAAAAUGAAAACAUUAAACAGAAAGCAAAAACAUAUGAGAAAAUAAGAAGGCUUCUAAUAGUCCAUAAAACACUACUCCUGAUUAUGGCUGCCUAUAACUCCAGAAAUACUCAUCUCUGUUCACCAGAGCAGCUUCUAUUUUUUCUCUUCAUGUUCUACAUGUUAUUCUUUCUGUCAGUGUUCUCAUUUGUUUCUCCCUUGUCUUUUAACUUUGACAGCUUCAAUCCAAAUAACCAUGAAAUAAAUUUUGAGGGAGAUGCAUAUCCUGCGGCUGGAGCUAUUCAACUGACCUUAAACGAGCGCGACAAGGACAUGAGCGGGAAGACAGGACGAGCCACCUAUACAGAAUCACUGCACCUUUGGGACAAUGCCUCAGGAAAUCUCGCUGACUUCACUACUCAUUUCUCCUUCGUGAUCUCUACGACAAACAUUUCAAGUCCAAUCACCGGUGAUGGCCUUGCAUUCUUCCUUGCUCCCAGUGGUUCCCAUAUACCUCCAAACACUGAAGGUGGUGGUCUUGGCCUUGGUCACAGUCUUGCGAGCAACAACCAGACAACUAACUCAACAGGCCCUCCAUUUGUUGCAGUUGAGUUUGAUACAUUUGCAAACCAAUGGGACUCUGACACUGGCGCUCAUAUCGGUAUUGACAUCAACUCUGUAACCUCUGUCGCAACUAAGCCUUUGCCUGCUAGUAUUCAUGAUGGGAAAAAAGUUGAUUCUUGGAUUAGUUAUGAUGCUAAAUUAAAUAAUCUGAGUGUACUUUUCAAAGGUUACAAUGCUGAAUUAGGUAUUUACUACAUAGUUAAUCUGAGAAAAUACUUGCCGGAAUGGGUUGCUUUUGGCUUCUCGGCUACCACCGGAGCUUCAACUGAGAUACAUUACAUUUGCUCAUGGUAUUUCAAUUCAAGUUUACAGACUAUUGGGUAUGACAGAAGUAAUCAUACUGAUCCAAUUGCAGCCAUGACAAAGCACACAUCAUCAUCCCGAGUAGGAACUAACAAAAUAGUAGAAGUUGCAGGAGUGACUUUUGGUGCAACUGUUGUGAUUUUCGGAUUGGUUUUGUCAUUAGUUUACUUAUGGAAAAAAAGAGUAAAGAGGGGAAAGGGGAAUGGUGGAAACCAUCCUGCAUUCAACGCAGCCAUGGACGAUGAAUUUGAGAAAGGAAUGGGUUCUAAGAAGUUUCCUUAUCAUGAAUUGGCUCGCGCGACAAAGAACUUUACAGACGAUGAGAAGCUUGGAGAAGGAGGGUUUGGUGGGGUGUACAGAGGCUUCUUGAGGGAUUGGAACUCCUAUGUCGCAAUCAAGAGGGUUUCGAGGGAGUCUAGACAAGGGAUAAAGGAAUAUGCAUCGGAAGUGAAGAUCAUUAGCCGAUUGAGACAUAGGAAUUUGGUGCAACUGCUUGGUUGGUGCCAUGAGAAAGGAGAACUACUACUUGUUUAUGAGUUCAUGCCAAAUGGCAGCCUAGAUACCCUUCUCUUCAAGGAAGAAAAUGUAUUGUCAUGGAGUGUGAGGUACCGAAUUGCUCAAGGCCUUGCCUCAGCUUUGCUGUAUUUACAUGAAGAAUGGGAACAGUGUGUCAUGCAUAGAGAUGUGAAAUCGAGCAACGUUAUGUUGGAUUCGAGUUUUAAUGCUAGGCUCGGAGAUUUUGGUUUAGCCAGGCUUGUUGACCAUGGAAAAGUACCACAAACCACAGACUUGGCUGGGACUAUGGGCUACAUGGCUCCUGAAUGUGUCACGACAGGCAAAGCAAGCAGAGAAUCCGAUGUGUACAGCUUUGGGAUUGUGGCUCUGGAAAUAGCCUGUGGAAGAAAACCAAUUGACCCAAAUGCCAAAGAGAGUCAGAUAGUGCUGGUGGAGUGGGUUUGGGAACUCUAUGGAGUAGGACAGAUUCUUGAAGCUGCAGAUCCGAAACUACGUGCAGAAUUCGAUAAUCGACAGAUGGGACGGUUGAUGAUCGUCGGGCUGUGGUGUGCUCACCCGGAUUUCAGUAACCGGCCUUCAAUAAGGCAAGCAAUUCAUGUCCUUACUUUUGAAGCACCAUUGCCCAUUCUCCCAUCGAAAAUGCCCGUGCCAACAUAUUUUGCUCCUCCACUGAACAUGCUUUCAUCUUCAUUUUAAGGGUUGAAUCAGUGUUAUUUCAGUCUUUGAUAUUUCUAGACAUUUGAUUGCAUACAUGUUUAGUUAAUGUUUCUAUGAUCUCUGAGUAAAAGUGAUUACUUUUUAAAACAAUCUUCCUACUAUAUGCUUUAUCAAAAAAAAUGGCCAUCUACAGAUCGGCCAUACAUCCCUAAGUUUUUGCUCAUAAAAAAUAGAUACAAAUCAGGGAGUCAAAUAUAUACACGUUCAACCAUUCAUUUGCUGCUAAGUUAGUUUAUCAUUUGAAACUGAACAUUGUUAUGCAAAGAAUGGAAAUCAACUGGUUCACCAAAAUCAGUAUGAAGGAAAAAUAUACAAGUAAUCAUAUUACUUGAUGCAGAAACAAUUUGGAUCGGAUGCUUGAAUAACGAGUCUCGUCUGGAAAACUCCCCGUCAAUUGAGAAACUACUAGAGUUUUUCAAAAAUUGAUCCACACUCCAAAUUCCUGAGCUUUCAAGAUAAUAGCUUCAAGAUAGAUAAAUAGAGAGAGAACUUAUUAUUUUUAGUGUGUCUACAAAAUGCUGAGUAUGAGCCCUUAUAUAAGUAUAUAUGGCAAAUCAUGUGUACCUCAUGAUUAGGGCACACCAUGUGUACCACAUGUCUAAUAUCAUGUGUUCUUCAUGAGUAAACCAUGUGUGGAUGGACCAUGUGGUCUUCAAGGUUAGACCAUACCAUGUGUACACCGAGGUCACGCCAUGUGUAUUUACUACAUGGUUUCCAACACAGUAAAAAAUAAACCAAACGAAACCAAGUCUUAAGUCCCAUCAAAUGGAGUCGGUUAAACACAGUAAAAAAUAAAGAAUUAAAAACCAGUGAACAGAACACUAAUGCACACUAAUUUAUUGAGUUAAAUGGAAGAGAAAAAUGGACCAAAAAAAACCAACAAAGAUACAAGAACUAAACAGUAAAAGGAAACCAACCCAUCAAACCCACGAGACAAAA